Molecule: messenger RNA, 2012 nt
Organism: Jaculus jaculus (lesser Egyptian jerboa)
Lineage: Eukaryota; Metazoa; Chordata; Mammalia; Rodentia; Dipodidae
Gene: Card9
Product: caspase recruitment domain family member 9
Exons: 13
Coding region: 112-1722 (536 amino acids)
Biological process (GO): positive regulation of canonical NF-kappaB signal transduction; regulation of apoptotic process
Source: RefSeq, a predicted model, not a curated record
GCCAGGACUACCAGCAGCAUCUCUACACACACUCUGGUGGCCCAGACUCGUGGUGUGCCCACAGCCAGGUCCACAUCCAGCCAGGACUCUGAGCCACAGCCCGCCGAGGUCAUGUCGGACUACGAGAACGAUGACGAGUGCUGGAAUGCCCUUGAGAGCUUCCGGGUGAAGCUCAUCUCGGUCAUCGACCCUUCGCGUAUCACCCCCUAUCUGCGGCAGUGCAAGGUCCUGAACCCUGAUGACGAGGAACAGGUGCUCAGCGACCCCAACUUGGUCAUCCGCAAGCGGAAAGUGGGUGUGCUCCUGGACAUCCUGCAGCGGACAGGACACAAAGGCUACGUGGCCUUCCUUGAGAGCCUGGAACUGUACUACCCACAACUGUACAGGAAGGUCACAGGCAAGGAGCCAGCCCGCGUCUUCUCCAUGAUCAUUGAUGCAUCCGGGGAGUCGGGCCUGACGCAGCUGCUGAUGACUGAGGUCAUGAAGCUGCAGAAGAAGGUGCAGGACCUGACGGCGCUGCUGAGCUCCAAGGAGGACUUCAUCAAGGAGCUGCGCGUGAAGGACAGCCUGUUGCGCAAGCAGCAGGAGCGCGUGCAGCGGCUCAAGGAGGAGUGCGAGCUGGGCGGCCGGGAGCUGAAGCGCUGCAAGGACGAGAACUACGACCUGGCCAUGCGCCUGGCUUGCCUGAGUGAGGAGAAGGGUGCGGCGCUCAUGCGGAACCGCGACCUGCAGCUCGAGGUGGACCGGCUGCGGCACAGCCUCAUGAAGGCAGAGGAUGACUGCAAGGUGGAGCGCAAACACACGCUGAAGCUCAGGCACGCCAUGGAGCAGCGGCCCAGCCAGGAGCUGCUGUGGGAGCUGCAGCAGGAGAAGGUCCUGCUGCAGGCCCGGGUGCAGGAGCUGGAGAACUCUGUGCAGGAGCGGAAACUGGACCGGAACAGCCCCUACAUACAGGUGCUGGAAAAGGACUGGCGCCAGGCACUGAGGGAGAACCAGGAGCAGGUCAACACCAUCUUCUCCCUGCGCAAGGACCUCCGCCAGGCCGAGACCCUUCGUACUCGGUGCACAGAGGAGAGAGAGAUGUUUGAGCUGCAGUGCCUGGCCCUGCGCAAGGACUCCAAGAUGUACAAGGACCGCAUCGAGGCCAUCCUGCAGCAGAUGGAGGAGGUUGCUAUUGAGAGAGACCAGGCCAUGGCCUCGAAAGAGGAGUUGCACAAGCAGUGUGCCCAGGGCUUUCAAGAGAAAGAUGAGCUGCGCAAGCACAUCCGGGCACUGAGCGAGAAGGCGGACGAGUUGCAGCUGCAGCUCUUCCAGUGCGAGGGCCGGCUGCUGGCCGCCGAGGGCAGUCUCAAGCAGCAGCAGCUGGACGUGCUCAUGCUGAGUUCUGACCUGGAGGACAACUCACCCAGAAACUCCCAAGAGCUCUCACUGCCCCGGGAUCUGGAGGAGGACGCCCAGCUCUCAGACAAAGGCGGCCUGGUGGACAGGGAGAGCCCGGAACAGUCCUUUGUGACUCUGGACAAGGAACAACUUUCACAGACCUAUAUCUCGGGCCCCAGCAGCGGCGAGCCCCCGGAGAAGGAGCGGCGGCGCCUCAAGGAGAGCUUCGAAAACUACCGCAGGAAGCGGGCGCUCAGGAAGAUGCAGAACGGCUGGCGGCAGGGCGAGGAGGACCGCGGGAACACCACGGGCAGCGACAACACCGACACCGAGGGCUCCUAGCGCGUGCAGACCCCUCCGUGCCGCGGCGCGAACAUCUGUUUUUGUUGUUGUUUGUUUUUGUGAAGUAGGAUCUCACUCUAGCCCCAGAACUCACUAUGUAGUCUCAGGGUGGUCUCGAACUCAUGGAGAUCCUCCUACCUCUGCCUCCCAUGAGCGCUGGGAUCAAAGAUGUGCGCCACCACAUCUUCCAUCUAUGUAUUUUUGAAAGGAUGCUGCGUUUUCAUUGUACGCCACAUGUGCGUGUGAAAGUUGCAGUUAAGUAAAUAAAAAAAAAAGUGACUUUGGAACUC